AUGUCUUCCAACCAAGCUCGUUCCCCCUCUCAAUACACCGCCAUUCCCCGGCCCAGGCAAGCACAAUUCUCAAACGUCUUCACCUACAAUCAACCCAAUGAAUCCGACAGUCUCAACACCUGGCUGACUGCCCCUGCUUCGGCGGCGCCGUUCCACAACAUUGCCGCCUACCGAUUGUCGGCCUCGGCUUCCGCCGGCGGCGCGAACAUGCGGGGCCCCGCACCCGCUCCGAGUAGCAACGGCGCGACGUGGGGUAGCGGGCACGGCCGUCAGAACUGA
Messenger RNA from Colletotrichum tamarilloi, 279 nucleotides. RefSeq lists its product as uncharacterized. The transcript has a single exon. NCBI's taxonomy places the organism in Eukaryota, Fungi, Ascomycota, Sordariomycetes, Glomerellales, Glomerellaceae. The record is from RefSeq and is a predicted model, not a curated record. The coding region runs from base 1 to 279 and encodes 92 amino acids.